AUGAAACAAGAGUACACAACAUCGUACAUCGCUGAUGGAGUCCAGUUCAACUGGAAUGUGUUCCCAUCGACUAGACUAGAAGCUAAACAGCUUCUGUCCCCAAUCGGAUGCCUAUACACCCCUCUUCAUAAAAGAUCUCACAACCUUCUUGCUAUCCCAUCCACCGAUGAACAUGCCAUCAAAUGUGAUGCCUGUGAGUGUGUCAUCAAUCCGUUCGUGAAGAUCGAUAGAGCAAACAAGAUGUGGUGGUGUCCUUAUUGUGAGGGCAAGAGUUACUUACCGGAAGCGUAUGUGUUACCAGAAUCAAGUAGUUCAGAGCUGUGGCCGGUUGAGCUUCGACAGUCUUCUUCAACAAUUGAUUACAAGUUGCCUAACGAUGUUGCUAUUGCUUCAGAAUACCAUCCAAACUAUGUGUUUGUCAUCGAUGGUUAUCAACAUGUGGAUGAGAUCGACAAGCAACAAACUUCCUUUACUAGUAUGAAAAAGUCCGUUUGUGAAGCAAUAGAGAGCCUUCCAAAUGGAGCUUAUGUGGCAAUUGUUUCGUAUGAUGAGAAUGUAUACCUCCACAAACCACUUGAAGGAGCAACUGUCGCUAUCACAGAUGACGAUGUUCUAGGCACAAACAAUGAACUAGAUCAGUCUGUGAAACGGAAAAAAGUCCUGUUAUUCAACCCUACUGCCAUAGGGAAAGUCUUGGGAAAAUUGGGCUUGGCGAAUCUGACAUUGGGCUGGGGGUUAAAGGCAUGCGAUUUAAUCGAACGUCUGUUUCUUGUUCAGUUGACCAACUCAAACAAAGCGGUAGUCUCAAACUAUAUCAAGUCCAUCAAGCCCAAAUUCACAGACUCAUACAAACCUCCCAGAGCAACAGGGUUGGCGUUAUACACGGUGUCUGUAGUGCUCUCGAGGGCUUCAUAUAAAGGAUUUAUUGGGAAAGUCAUAUUGUUUGCGGGUGGGCCUUGUACCAGUUUUCCUGGGAACAUCAUCGACACUUCCCAUAGUAAGAACCUACGAAGUCAUCACGAUAUCGCCAACUUGAACGUUGCAGAGUUUGUUCCUUCUCUGAAAUUCUAUAAAACUUUAGCACUUGUUGGUAGUGGCCUUUCGUUUGAAGCUGCACAUUCCUGUAUUUCUAAGUCUUCAAAAAAGGAGUCUGAAUUUGAAUUGGAUAUAAAUCAGCCAAAAUGGUCAUUUGAUUUGUAUUCAGGAUCUUUGGACCAAGUAGGAAUCUAUGAGAUGAAAGACUUAUCACUGCACACCAUGGGAAGCAUAUAUUUAUUUGAUUCAUUUGAUAAUAGGCAAUUCCACACCGAAUUGAUGAACUCUUUUAGAGCUUCCAAGGUGUACAAUUCGACGCUAACAGUCAGAACGUCUCCCGGAUUGAAGGUUUCUCGAUUAAUAGGGCCAGGUCAUUGUCUUCCUUCUUCUUACCAGGCAGAGAAGUAUUAUACUUUACACCAUGAAAAGAUCUCUGAUCACUUGAGUAGUUUUGACUCGAGUUCCAAGAAGAAGAACUUUACGAAUCGGUGGUGUUUCAACGAGUUGACACCCCACAAUUCGUGUGCAAUAAUAUUUGACCCCGAGACUGUGGGAUCAACAACAAGCUUGAGUGAAGGUGGUAUUAAGGAAAUGUUUAUACAGUUCCAGCUUAAAUACUUGGAUCCGAUUGAAAACGUUUGGAAAUUAAGAGUUACAAACAUCACAAAAAAGACCACAUUAUAUUAUUUGGCUGCAAAUAAAGUCAAAAUGAGCAACAACACUUAUAAAUUGGUAAACACCAAGAGCUCAAUUAUCAAAGAGGAAAAGCUACUUGAAAGUUUUGACCAGUUUGCCUUUAUUGUCAUCUUCACCAGGUUGAUUUUGGACAAGAUAGACAGCAUUUUAGGGUUUGAGGAGUUUGAUAGCGUUAUAGGGAGUAUUGAUAAAGUGUUGAUCAGGCUACUUCACUAUUUUGGGGGCAUCUCCCUCAACCAAGCAUAUUUAUCAGGAAGCAAUCCAUACCUGAAUCUUCUCGAUGAUAUCGUUCAAAAGUAUACGAUCAAUGAGAACUUUAAAGAACUACCUUCUUUGACGUAUUACUUGAGGAGAAAUCCUCAGUUGAUCCGAAUUUUCAAUUCGCUGCCAGAUGAAACAGCAUUCUACCACCAUUGGUUUAUGAAUGUGGAAAGUGAUAUCUCGUUGACAAUGAUUAAACCGAAGAUGUACCUGCUCUUUGAAGGGAACAUAUCUGAAAUCAGCUUGGAUGCCCAGAAUGUGUUGAGUGCUCCUCCAGAUUGUUUCAUCGUCAUGGACUCAGUUUUCAGUAUUAUCAUCUACAAGAACGAUUUGUCAUUGAGGUUACACCAUUCCAGUAAUUUGCACUUAAUUGACGACAACCACGAUUCCAUUGAAGAGGUGAUGACAUUUAUCAAAACCCUUGGAGACAGACGGUUGCAACCUAAAUAUGUGAUUACCCAGAAGAACCAUUCACAGUCAAGAUUCUUAUUGGCCCGAUUGAAUCCUGCUGAGGACAUAGAAUCAAAACUUGAGGGGAUUAGUAUUAACGAACCGAAAGGGUUCUUGGCUAAGCUAUUUGGAAGCAAGGGCCAGUCACAGCAACGGUCUUAUUCUUCAUUAUUAACAGAUGACAUAAGUCUAAAUGAGUACUACACGGGAUUGAUCGAGACAAUAAAGAAGUUCCUGGACGAUCAAGACUCGUGA
This is a messenger RNA of Yamadazyma tenuis ATCC 10573, 2697 nucleotides long. RefSeq lists its product as uncharacterized. Gene Ontology annotation, cellular component: COPII vesicle coat; endoplasmic reticulum exit site. Lineage: Eukaryota; Fungi; Ascomycota; Pichiomycetes; Serinales; Debaryomycetaceae. Gene Ontology annotation, biological process: endoplasmic reticulum to Golgi vesicle-mediated transport; COPII-coated vesicle cargo loading; intracellular protein transport. Gene Ontology annotation, molecular function: GTPase activator activity; zinc ion binding. The record is from RefSeq and is a predicted model, not a curated record.